Messenger RNA from Venturia canescens, 2553 nucleotides. Its product is annotated as odorant receptor Or2-like. Gene Ontology annotation, biological process: detection of chemical stimulus involved in sensory perception of smell; sensory perception of smell. Bases 1220 to 2392 code for a protein of 390 amino acids. NCBI's taxonomy places the organism in Eukaryota, Metazoa, Arthropoda, Insecta, Hymenoptera, Ichneumonidae. Gene Ontology annotation, cellular component: plasma membrane. Gene Ontology annotation, molecular function: olfactory receptor activity; odorant binding. The transcript is spliced from 9 exons. The record is from RefSeq and is a predicted model, not a curated record.
GAAAAGCGGGGACGUUCGACGUCGGACAUAUCCGCUGAGCUCUUUAAUAUAAAAGCACAAUCAUUUAAAAAAAUUCAAAAGUUGAAUAAUAAUAAAGUACAUCGAAUUCAAAGUGACUAAAUGGAAAAUAAUGAAAACAAUUUAAUACUACUAAAAUACAAACAAGACUCAAAAAAUAUAAAAUAAUAACAUGAAUUUCAGUGUAUAAAGAAUUGCUAAUAAUAAACUUUCGGAAGAAAUCUACAAUCAACUAGUUCCGUAAAGGGUGAAAAAUGUUAAGAUAAAUUGAUAAAACAGAGAAGAAAAAAAAUUGAACGAAGAAAUAACAGAACUUAAAGUAAUAUAUUGAAACGAAUUCUAAACGAGAAUUACUCACGGUGUUCCAAUUCUUACAUUAGUAUAGUGAGUGGAGGAUCCGAGUGACAAUUUAAAAAAAACAAUUAUAAAUACAGAGAUAGAGCUAAGCUAAGCUUAGGAGUAAAAAUCGGCCAUCUGUGAGUGAAGAGCCAUCAGGUCGUUGUGCGCGGCUAAGGCAUAUUGUAAAAAAGAAAAUAUUUCGGUAAGAAUAGUUAUUAGUAUUAAAUACUCGCUGCAAGGUCUUCUGAGAAACCCUUGAAAAUUUCAUGAAAAUAUUAUGAAUCCUUGCUUAACAUUACAAAUCAUUACAAACACUAAAGACGAAAAUUCAAGAAAAGCUCCCACAAGUUUUUACAACUUUUUUUUUAUCAGUGCUAACAGUAUAUAAGGAAAAAUAUUUCAAAAGAUUCGCAUAUUGGACAAGAGAAAAUCACUAAACUCGAGGGUGCAUAGUCAUAAUUACAAUAUAUCUUUCAUCGAAACGUCACUCACAAAGAACACGAGUUAAAAAUGCCCAUUGUAAGAAUUCACAGCACGAUUGCAUUGACGUUGAUACAAAAUAAAUUUAUGAUGUGGGAGUUCUAUUGAAAAAUCUAUUAGUUCUUUGAAUCGUACGUCAAAGUACGUAAAGGUAAUGAUUAAAAAUUCUGUAGGAAGAAUGUACGUUACAGCAAUGACAAACGAAUGAAUAUACGUUUAAACUGUUUGUAAGUGAUGAAACUUUUUGUGAUUGCAACUCAAUCAAUCCUACUAUACUUAGUUGAAAGAAACAGAGGGUUCUCCCGUGCAGACAGAGAGAAUAUUUGAUUAGUAUACAUCAGUGGCGUUGAGCCGCUAAUAUCACAUCAGUUCUUCAUCAGUCAUGGAUAUACCUCAGAGUCGUUUUUAUCGCAUUAAUGAAACAACUUUACGAUUGGCAGGGCUGUGGCCUUAUCAAGUGCGCAAGUGUCAAAAGAUACAACGGAUAUUGUUCCAUAUAGGUGUUAUGACAGUUAUGUUAACUCAGGGCAUAAAAUUGAUCGAAGUUUGGGGCGACUUGGACGUGAUGAUAGAGUGCUUGACACCGAUGGGGGUUCAAUUUAAUGCAUGCGUUAAAUCACUAAAUUGCAUCAUAAAUCGUCGUAAGAUGAAGAAACUCUUGGAGCAGAUCAAAACUGAUUGGUCGAGCUUAAAACGAGAGGAAGAAAUCAAGAUUCUUGCGACGUAUUCCGAGCAAGGGCGGAAACUCAGUCUAUUAUAUAUAGUAUACAUGUAUGGGACUAUAGUGAUUUAUCUAACAAUACCAUUGUUGCCGGCGAUGCUCGACAUAAUUGUACCACUGAAUGAAAGUCGUCCACGCACUCAUCUUUAUCGGACAGAAUAUUUCGUAGAUCCUGAGAAAUAUUUUUUUCCUAUUAUGUUGCACACGUAUAUAGGAACGAUAAUAACGAUUUCAAUAGUUGCCGCAUCUGACACUAUGUUCAUGACUUAUAUUCAACACGUUUGUGGAAUGCUUGCAGUUAUUGGGCAUCGAUUCGAAAAGUUAAUUAAAAUCCGGAAUACUCAAAACGGUCCGUCGAAAUACGACGACCCAUGUUACGAGGAACUUGUACGAUGUAUCGAGCAACAUUUCCACGCUGCAGAAUACGUCGACUUGGUUGAAAGAUCGUAUUCGAUGUCGUUCAUGAUUCAAACCAUAGUAAGCAUGGUACUGUUGAGCAUGUCUGCUGUCCAGCUACUAAUAAAAUUUGGCGAAACCGACGAGAUGUUGAGGAUGAUUCAAUUCAAUCUCGCUCAGUUUUGCCAUAUCUUCUACAACAGUUGGCCAGGUCAAAAGUUGCUCGAUCAGAGUGUCAUUUUCCGGGAUUCCGUCUAUUCUAGCGAAUGGUAUUCCUUGUCAGCCAGAAGUAAGGUACUUUUCAAUUUCAUCAUGCUUCGCACCCUCAAGCCUCUGAAACUUACAGCUGGCAACCUGUACGAUUUGUCCCUAGAAAAUUUUGGAGUGGUUAUUCGAGCAUCUGCAUCAUAUUUCACUGUAUUUGCUUCUUUACGAUGAUUUAAACGAGCAUUUACGAUGAAUGCGCGGGUUUCACGUUACACAGCAACAUUCUUCUUCGUCGCACCGAGGGAUAUGAAGCACUGCAUUGGACAAUUCAACAAUAGUCGAGUCCACUUGUAAUCCUUUUCAUUUGUAGUAAAUACAUAAAAAAUAAAAAA